AUGGGCGAGCCCAUGGAUAUCGAUCUGAGCAUUGACGAACGCAUGGCACGCUUCGACCAAUGGAUGAACCGCCCCGUCUUCACUCCUCUCCCCCGUGCACCAACUCCCCCCAGUCAGAGAUGGCCUCUCAGCAUCUCCAACAAGCGCCUUCCAAACUGGGACGCAGAGGAAGACACCCAAGCCAGUUCGAGCACCAACGGCUGGGGCUCACCUGCUAAGCCGCCCCGUUCAGUGCGCACCUUCGGCAGUCGCCUGGCCCAGGCAACACCCACCGGGUCCAAGUAUGUCGAGGACCCCAGCCAUGUCCUUCUUAUCCUCCCCGUACCCCGCGACGUCACCCCGACCGCCAUUCAACAGUACUUCAUAGGCCGGGUUGGUCCUGUGAGCGCCGUCAAGUUGGACGACGGAGUGGCUACCAUCUGGUUCAGACGUGCAGACGCAUGGCGAGCGUGCGGCAUGAUGAAGAACUAUGCUCUCGAUGGUCGCAAGCUAUGUGCCUUUGUGGUACCCCCACUCCCUGGCGAAGAUUCUGCACCACCAUCGUGGGUCCGAGUCGCCGCAUCCACAGAGCCCUCCUCCAUGACACACUCCGCAUGGCCUACGCCCGCCACCACUCCUUUGGCGUCACCCACCAGAGUUCAGACUCCAGCUCAACCUGCGCGCGGAGCGCCACAGUCCAACCCCAAGGCCACUGCCAAGCCAGCGCCGUUGCCUUCGCGCCCGUGGCACCCCCAGGGUGUGCCCAAAGGAUCCGCCAACAAUGGCGGUGGUCGCAGCGCCAGCACCACGUCCCGAAACUCUCGCACAAACCGCAAGCGAGGCGCUGGAAACUGGACCGCUACACAGCCUCCACCACCCAAGGCCUCGGGACUGGCAGGCUCGUCCAAACGCACGGCGCCAACCUCCGGCAACAAUGCCGCAGCCAACCGGGCGUCUUGGCAAGCUCCAGCCGAGUCAGAGGCAGAUUCACCCAGCGAGGCAGCCAGAAGGGAAGAGCGUCGAAGGCGCGGCAGUGGCCAGGUCGCCAAGAUGGCGGGUCUCAUGCGCUCCGUUGCUGCUGACAACCAGAAGCGUGACGCGCAGCGUGGCUCGCGUUAA
Messenger RNA from Apiotrichum porosum, 1098 nucleotides. RefSeq lists its product as uncharacterized. The record is from RefSeq and is a predicted model, not a curated record. NCBI's taxonomy places the organism in Eukaryota, Fungi, Basidiomycota, Tremellomycetes, Trichosporonales, Trichosporonaceae. The transcript has 4 exons. Gene Ontology annotation, molecular function: nucleic acid binding. Bases 1 to 1098 code for a protein of 365 amino acids.